AUGAUAGAAAUAUUAAAUAAUUAUAAACUGAACGAUUACGCGUACAUCAACGUGUUUUCACACGACCUGUUGAGAAAAUGUGUAAAAAAUGUUAGCAACUGGCCAACGUUUCCACAACUGUACAUAAAAGGAAAAUUAAUAGGAGGAUGCGAUGUAGUCGAUGAAUUACAUAGCUCAGGAGAACUGGAAAAAUUAUUUUAA
Molecule: messenger RNA, 201 nt
Organism: Theileria orientalis strain Shintoku
Lineage: Eukaryota; Apicomplexa; Aconoidasida; Piroplasmida; Theileriidae
Exons: 1
Coding region: 1-201 (66 amino acids)
Source: RefSeq, a predicted model, not a curated record